CGAUUGAAGAGGCUAUACGUACUUGGGAGGUGCUUGUGGAGAGGGUCUCCUAUACCUUAAAUUUGUCUUGAAUUUCCUGGUUUUGUUCCACAGAAAUACUUAUAGCUACCAACAGAGCAGAAGACCGGCGUCAGCGUCAUGGUCUCGUGCGCAUUUGCUACAAUACAGCAUAUUUGCACCGUCAUUGGCGCGCUAGGCGUCUGUAUAGUGCAGUCUUACUCCGCGUUCGGACCCCAUCACGAUCAAAACUUGCUGGGGCGCGAGGCCCCGAUGCUAGCUAGAGUGCGAUGGCGGCACUACGUCACAGUAAAGUGGUAGAGGCUGUUGCGAACGCAAAGUAGUCGACCAGCUAAGGUGUCAAUGGUCACGCGGACAUAGGGCGAUCAAGACUCUAAAGUGGCGCUCCCAGCCUUGAGCAAUGACGUCUGACUGGAGGCGUCGGCCGGGGCCUCGAGCUGGUAUGACUGGUAAGCGAGC
Molecule: messenger RNA, 477 nt
Organism: Baudoinia panamericana UAMH 10762
Lineage: Eukaryota; Fungi; Ascomycota; Dothideomycetes; Mycosphaerellales; Teratosphaeriaceae
Exons: 2
Coding region: 139-318 (59 amino acids)
Source: RefSeq, a predicted model, not a curated record